Messenger RNA from Mus musculus (house mouse), 4538 nucleotides. It is a transcript of the gene Lnx2, whose product is annotated as ligand of numb-protein X 2. The transcript is spliced from 10 exons. Lineage: Eukaryota; Metazoa; Chordata; Mammalia; Rodentia; Muridae. The record is from RefSeq and is marked validated. Bases 215 to 2278 code for a protein of 687 amino acids. Gene Ontology annotation, molecular function: identical protein binding; PDZ domain binding.
AGCAGGGGCGGUUGAGAAGUAAAGUCUUGGCCGGACUUUGCUUCUCGCCAGGAAAUCGGCGGCGGCGAGUCCCAGCGGAGCGGAGCCGGGCGGCGUCCUCGUCAGCGCUCCCGCGGGGAGCCCGCCGCUUUCCCUCAGUGAGUUACUUCGCCUCAGGCAGACACGCACCCCGCAAGUGUUAGACCCAUGAGCCUCCGGGAACUGCCGAUUCACAAUGGGAACAACCAGUGACGAGAUGGUGCCCGUGGAGCAGGCCUCCUCGACCUCCUCCCUAGAUCCCCUGUGCUUCGAGUGCGGCCAGCAGCACUGGGCGAGAGAAAACCACCUGUAUAACUACCAGGGGGAGGUGGACGACGACCUCGUGUGCCACAUUUGCCUCCAGCCCCUGCUCCAGCCGCUCGACACGCCCUGCGGACACACGUUCUGCCACAAGUGCCUCAGAAACUUCCUGCAGGAGAAGGAUUUCUGCCCGCUGGACCGCAAGCGGCUUCAUUUCAAGCUGUGUAAGAAGUCUAGCAUCCUGGUCCACAAGCUGCUGGACAAACUGCUGGUCCUGUGUCCGUUCUCUCCCGUGUGCCAAGAUGUGAUGCAGCGCUGUGACCUAGAGGCACAUCUUAAAAACAGGUGUCCUGGAGCCUCUCACCGGAGAGUCGAUCUAGAGAGAAGGAAAACGAGUCAAACUCAAACACAGAUUGAGGGUGAAACUGGAUCUACUGUCAUAGAUCCUCCAGGCACCUUGCCCCCAGAAACGGACUGCUCGGGCACCGUGCCUGGCGAGAGGAACUUGACACCAGCAUCUCUUCCUGUGUGGACCGAGGAGCCUGGCCUGGACAACCCCGCCUUCGAGGAGAGCGCUGCAGCUGACUCUGUACAGCAGCCGCUUAGUUUACCAGAAGGAGAGAUCACCACCAUUGAGAUCCACCGCUCUAACCCGUACAUCCAGUUAGGAAUCAGCAUCGUGGGCGGCAACGAGACACCACUGAUCAACAUCGUCAUUCAGGAAGUCUACCGGGACGGGGUCAUCGCCAGAGAUGGAAGGCUCCUUGCCGGAGACCAGAUUCUCCAGGUCAACAACUAUGACAUCAGCAACGUGUCCCACAACCACGCCCGGGCCGUGCUUUCCCAGCCCUGCAGCACGCUGCAGCUGACAGUGCUGCGGGAGAGGCGCUUUGGCAGCCGUGCCAACAGCCACGCGGACGGCAGCGCGCCACGGGACGAGGUCUUCCAGGUGCUGCUCCACAAGCGAGACUCGACAGAGCAGCUCGGCAUUAAACUAGUCCGAAGGACAGAUGAGCCGGGCGUUUUCAUUCUUGACCUCCUGGAAGGGGGGCUGGCAGCACAGGACGGCAGGCUCAACAGCAAUGACCGGGUGCUGGCCAUCAACGGGCAUGACCUGAAGCAUGGGACCCCAGAGCUCGCUGCCCAGAUUAUUCAGGCCAGUGGAGAGAGGGUGAACUUAACAAUUGCCAGACCAGGGAAGCCCCAGCCCAGCAAUGGCAGCCGUGAGGCCGGAGCACACAGCAGCAGCAACCACGCUCAGCCACCCUCGCACAGCCGACCGGGCUCACACAAGGACCUCACCCGGUGCGUCACGUGCCAGGAGAAGCACAUCACUGUAAAGAAGGAGCCGCAUGAAUCCCUCGGGAUGACGGUUGCUGGGGGCAGAGGGAGCAAGAGUGGUGAGCUGCCCAUCUUUGUGACCAGCGUGCCACCCCACGGCUGCCUCGCUCGAGACGGCAGGAUCAAGAGAGGUGACGUGUUGCUGAACAUCAACGGCAUUGACCUGACCAACCUAAGUCACAGCGAGGCUGUGGCCAUGCUGAAAGCCAGCGCUGCGUCUCCGGCCGUCAUCCUCAAGGCCCUGGAAGUGCAGAUCGCCGAGGAAGCAGCCCAGGCCACCGAGGAGCAGCCGAGCGCCUUCAGUGAGAACGAGUACGACGCCAGCUGGUCCCCGUCCUGGGUCAUGUGGCUCGGGCUGCCAAGUGCCCUUCACAGUUGUCACGACAUCGUCUUACGCAGAAGCUACUUGGGAAGCUGGGGCUUCAGCAUCGUGGGUGGGUACGAAGAGAACCACACCAAUCAGCCCUUCUUCAUUAAGACCAUCGUCUUAGGAACCCCUGCUUACUAUGACGGAAGAUUAAAGUGUGGAGACAUGAUCGUAGCAGUAAACGGCCUGUCGACUGUGGGCAUGAGUCACUCUGCUCUGGUGCCCAUGUUGAAAGAACAGAGGAACAAGGUCACGCUGACGGUCAUCUGCUGGCCAGGCAGCCUCGUAUAGAGUCUUGACAUCAGACUCCAGUCUCAAUUCUUCCUGCAGGUCCGUGAAGGAAGCCCCUCCAGGGUGGCAUAUCUGCUGGGCAGCGACACAGGACAGCAAUACUGACAUCAUCCUGUGUUUCCCCUUGGCUCGGAAUCGGCUCCCACCAGCCCCAGGGGCUCAUUUCAGAUGCUCUCGGUGGCUGCCACGACUGUCCCUGGCUGGACGGAAGUGGCCUCUGUGCCUGCAGCAGCCUGCAGCAGCUCAGUCAUGAAGCGAGUUCCACCCGCAACUCCUCCAUCCGCAGCACCUCGCUGCUGCAGCGUCCGCAGCACCCCCUGCCCCGGAGACAGAGCUGCGGAGGGGCGCAUCUUAGGUUUUCCUCAUUUUCCAUUGGUGCCAACAUUUCAAGAUUUUUAUACCGUUUAUAAAGUGACUUUUGGGCUCGUUUCUACUGCGGCUGAUCUUCAGUCCUCAACUGAAGACAUAAACCGAACACCACUGAUGAGACUUAAAUAAUGUACUGCGGUUAAAAUAGGAGAGAGUCAAGAAUAAUGCUAUUGAAGGGACAGAGCAACCUGGGAGGCGACUUCUGGAACUGGCAAAGCUAUGUUGCCUGGAACAGCCCAGAAGCACGAAGACUCUGUUCAAAAGGAAAGCUUUGUUGCGUAGGAAAAGUUUGGAGAUGUUUUUCUAAAAGUCAUUUCUAGAGUUUAUAUUUAUCAGCAAUCUUGUCUGGAGAAGUUUUUGUGAUUUAUGCAAUUGAACUAGGUGAUUAAAUAACAUUACUUCUUAAACAUGAGUGCGCAUACACACACAUACACACACACACAUACACACAUACACACACACACCACAGCUAAGUUGAAAGGGAGCCUUUGAUUUUUGUUCCUGUGUAUUUUAGAAAUCCUUAGUUUCCCCCAAGAGACCAAAAAGCUCUGUUUUUGUUCUUGUUUUUUUAAUCUGAAAUAGUAGAUUUUAGAUGUUAGUGUCUUCAGCUGUUGGUCACUUAACUUUCUUUAUCUUUUUUUUUUUUUAAUGUUUAGAAAGCUGUUUGUCCUUUAUUCAACACAGAUGACCCUUAGACGGCAUAAUGAGAAAGUAAAUAAGAGGAAACAACCUUUGCCUGGUUAAUAUUUAUACUUGAAAAAUUCCACUUAGAAACCUCGUUCAAAGUCAGAGCUAACUUACACGUGAGCUCAGAGACAGAUGGCAUCGAUAAUCGUACAGGCUGCGGUGCCGCUGGGCGAGCCACCUCCUCAGCCAGUAUUGCUGGGCUUUGUAUCCCUGUCGCUGGUUCUUCCAAGUUAAAUUCAUAGUAAGAAGCCAAACAGGUCUCUCUGUGGUAGAUAAGGGUUGCAAUGGUGGUUGCUACUGGCUUGUUCAGCCCCGAGCUCCCCAGUCACCACGCAGCCAGCACACACACACAGACCCCCAGAGAGGGAUGCGGCCCGAGCACCCCCCCCCCAAUCACCUAUGAAGCAAUUUGAUCCUGAAGUGCAAUUGACGUGAAACAGUGUGUCCUGCUCCCCAGGUACAAUUUUGUAACCAGCCUUGCUACUUUUUAAAGACUUUGUAAAACCUGUCAUUUCUCUGGGGAGUGGCCAUCCAACAGAUAAUCAUAACUGCCACUUUGUUAUACAUAAAAAUAUGUCCAACCUGGUGGUCUGGUGAAUAUUUGGGGGGGGGGGGUAGGAUUCUUUCAAUAUUAUUUUUCUUAUGAAAAUCUCAGAGGACACUGGCUGUUCCGGGGUCUCUGUAAUGGAAUUUCUCCCUGAUCUGUUAGUGUUGAUGUAUUUGUACUUUGUCAGCUAAGCACUUAAUAACUGAAUAUUUUGAUUUGUUCUGUGCCUUCAGCUUACAUUCUUCCAGAAUUUCUCAGAUGUUUACAUAGCGGUGCAACGGCCGUUCUGGGUGGAGGUAAAUGCCAUCCGCUUCGGAGCAGCGCAGGCAUUCAUCCGAGAGCUGUGUCCCUAUUCACAGAGCCACUGCCCUCAGUCACUGCCUGCUGUGCCUGAGCCCCACACACACACACCCAUGAUGCCCCUGCUCCUGCAGACAGAACACACCAUAGCCUAUGCUGUCUUAUGUCUUCCCCAUCCAGAGUACCUCCAGCCCUUGGCUGUCCCUGAAGCUUGGCCCCCACGGUGUGCUGAGCUGACAGAGUCUUGGAUGCACUGGGUUGUAUUGGGUUACAUAGAAUAUGUUAUUACCGGUUUCUCUCUUACUUUUUCUCGUGUUACUUACUAGAACCGCUUUCAAUAAUUGAAUUGUAAUGACA